Messenger RNA from Chlorella variabilis, 1179 nucleotides. RefSeq lists its product as hypothetical. The transcript has 4 exons. The record is from RefSeq and is a predicted model, not a curated record. Bases 1 to 1179 code for a protein of 392 amino acids. NCBI's taxonomy places the organism in Eukaryota, Viridiplantae, Chlorophyta, Trebouxiophyceae, Chlorellales, Chlorellaceae.
AUGAUUCCAGGCGCGCGAAUGCUGCUGCAGGCUGUGCGUGGCUCGUGCGCCCUGCACGGCCUGCACAGCCCUCUGCGGUCUGCCGCCCGCACCGUAGCCAGCAGAUGCAGUCAGCGAGUACCCCGGGCAGCAGCUGCUUAUACCGAGAGCUACCGAGUUCUGCAGCAGGAUUUGGCGGACAUGGACGAGCUGCUGCAGGCGCCGCGCAUCAAGAGGGCGAUGGCUCGGAAGCAGCUAGAGCUGCUCGCAGCAGACGCGGCGUUGCUGGCCUUCGACGUGGUGGCGCCACAGCAGUACGCGGCAUUGGUGGCGGCACAGAAGGAGUUGGUGGCGGCACAGAAGGAGUUGGCGGCGGCACAGACGGGCGAGGCGGCACAGAAGGACGCGGCGGCACAGACGGGCGAGGCGGCAUUGGUGGCGGCACAGAAGGAGUUGGUGGCGGCACAGAAGGAGUUGGUGGCGGCACAGAAGGAGUUGGCGGCGGCACAGACGGGCGAGGCGGCGCAGAAGGACGCGGCAUUGGUGGCGGCACAGAAGGAGUUGGCGGCGGCACAGACGGGCGAGGCGGCGCAGAAGGACGCGGCGGUGGCGGCACAGGAGGAUUUGGUGGCGGCACAGAAGGAGUUGGCGGCGUCACAGAAAGAUGUGGAGUUGGCACAGAUGGACGCGAAAAUCCUUGCGCUCGACAUGAAGGCAAGGGCACCUUCGCUGGUGUAUGACUACCUGUACAGCCAUGGCAUGCUGAACGCCUGUGGCCUGUUCGAGUUUGCAGAGUACAGGCUGUUUGCACCUCUGACCAUACGGCCCAAGCGGGACCGCCUGUCUAAGUGGCAAGAGCUCGCGGGCGGGCGGCACCCCAACCUGCAAGCCUGCAUCCUGGCGGCCAACCCUUCGUGGGAGGCCGACUCGAUCCCGGCUAGGGCGGUGCAGCUGUACAGCAAGCUGUCGGCGCCGGGGCGCCCGUGCGACACCUGGACCUACGAGCGCCGGGUGCUGCUAGUGGAGGGGCCCCUGAGCCGGGAAGACAUGCGUUUCUUGAAGUGCGUGGCUGAUGAGGUGCACUGCCGGUGUGAGCUGCGCUACAAGGUGCCGCCACCGGCCAUCACGCAGGGCGAGCGGCUGGCCGAUGGUGCUGAGGGCCAGCCGCCGGCAGCCGCGGACGGCGCGGAGGGCCAGUAG